AUCACUCGAAUAGCAGAGGCGGCGGAGUAUGAUGAAUAUCAUGACCCUUGUAACCAGGCGUACUGCAUAGGAUCCGAUCUGGUUGCUGGGGUUGAGAUUGGGAUUGCUCACAAUCACAUGGCCCAAGACGACUCCAGAACCAGUAGCCUUAACGAAGCCGGUUCAACCUCCAAGGGUUGUGGUGGUGCUGAUGAUGCUGUUCAUCAAGAAGAGCAGGAAGAGCAUGAAGGCAGCUGGCUUCAAUUGGGUAUUGGCGGUGGCGGCGGUCGAACGGACCACCGUAAUACGCUACAGGAUCCUCUCGAACACACCAGAACUAGACGACCCGGAUUGUUCGACCUUGAUCUAAAACCCCCGGGAGGUGGCGCUACUGCUGGUGGUGGUGGCUUUACGAGUCUGACCGAAUUCCGAGCUCCCCUUUCUCCUCCUACCACAGAAAGAACACCACCACUUCAACCUCCAUUUUUCUUCCAACAGCAACACCACCCAAGGGCUACAACUAGCUUAACUAGAUUAAUCUUUCCUCAUGAUCAGCGAGAGUUCGCUUGGGGAUAUAAUAGGCCUAACCCUAACUUUCCAUGGAUUCAAUCACCUCCUUCUCCUUCUUCUUCUUCUUCUUCAAUGCUUCCUGGGCCUUAUUAUGCACGACUCUUUCAACACCCCGGCAGCAGCAGCAGCGGCGGCGUAGAUGUGGCCGGUCCCAGCUCGAGCUUCUCCUCCGACGUCGUCGUCCGAGUCAUAGAUGCUCCUCCUAGGCCACAUUCCGGUGUUUGGUUUGUACUUGAAGCAUCUCCAACUCAAGCAAAAGAACCCUUUUUGCCUCAGAUACCCAAGAGCUUCCUCAGAAUCAAGGAUGGAAGAAUGACAGUUCUUUUGUUGAUGAAAUAUCUGGUUAACAAGCUGAGAUUGGAUAGCGAAUCAGAGGUAGAAAUAAGAUGUAGAGGGCAACAGCUGCCACCAUUGUUGACGUUACAACACGUGAGGGAUAACAUAUGGAGUACUUCUUCUUCUUCUUCAAGAAGGGAUGCCAUGACUUUGCUUCCGGACUCCUCUUCCUCCUCCUCUACCACAGAUCACUUUGUAAUGAUUCUGCACUACGGUAGGACCGCUUAA
Molecule: messenger RNA, 1113 nt
Organism: Telopea speciosissima
Lineage: Eukaryota; Viridiplantae; Streptophyta; Magnoliopsida; Proteales; Proteaceae
Product: protein LAX PANICLE 2-like
Exons: 4
Coding region: 118-1113 (331 amino acids)
Biological process (GO): multicellular organism development
Source: RefSeq, a predicted model, not a curated record